Messenger RNA from Drosophila rhopaloa, 472 nucleotides. RefSeq lists its product as uncharacterized. The transcript has a single exon. NCBI's taxonomy places the organism in Eukaryota, Metazoa, Arthropoda, Insecta, Diptera, Drosophilidae. The coding region runs from base 249 to 437 and encodes 62 amino acids. The record is from RefSeq and is a predicted model, not a curated record.
CACUGCUCAUCUAAAGCGAAAGCAAAUCGGUCGCACACGCUUUUCGAUCGUCUCUGUUCGUUUGUUUGUGCUAUAAUAAACACCCCCCGCCUACUCAAGAUCACCUCCACCGCCCGACCGUCCGACGCGAACAAAGAGUGGAAAAUUUUCGUGUCAUCUGAAAAACCCUUUAGACGUUUAUCAGUUUUUUCGGGCCCGUAACGCUGCGGCCCCUUGUAACAACCAAAUUUUUGGUAUCCCCCACUUGGAUGGGAGUGAGGCGUAGUAUGCCAGUGAACUGUGCCAACAAGGACUGUCUGGGUCUCCGAAAGCGAGUGUGUGGUCUGCACCAAACCUGGAAGUGGCUGCACCAGACUCCUGCUUUGCACGAAUACCUAAUCUCGGCCAGCUCCGUAGCUGCAAACACAUCCCGAUUCGGCAAAACCGCUACAGUCUAAAGUCCAGACCGACCAAAGCCAUCUAAAACCAAAAC